CGUAGAGAUAUGUGCGCUAUUUGAGUCUCACUCUGCAUGAGGCCAAGUGAACUUCAGCAUAAACUUUACUCACUGUUAUUACUCGGGGUUUGGUCCAUCAUGUGUGAGUCCACACUUUAUCCUCAGUUUAGACUUGGCGAGUCUCGGUUUGAUCAGGGGUCCUUUUAUGGGAGGUUAAGACAUUUCCUGGAUGUGAUUGACCCUCGCACACUCUUUGUAUCAGAGAAUCAUCUAAAUGAAUGUGUGAAACUCUUAGAACAAUAUAAAGAUGGCACUCUUACCACAGGUGUGAUAAAUGCACAGCUUUGGGAGGCUCAGAAGGUAAAACAGGCUAUCUUCCAUCCAGACACUGGAGAGAAGAUCCCCAUGCCCUUUCGCAUGUCAGGUUAUAUCCCAUUUGGUACUCCACUGGUUGUAGGUCUUCCCAAUCAGACCUUGGCCUCUACUAUUUUCUGGCAGUGGCUGAACCAGAGCCAUAAUGCUUGUGUGAACUACUGCAAUCGCAAAGCAUCUAAGUCGACAGGGAUGUCAAAAUUCUUUCAAGGAUACCUGGGUGCAGUCAGCAGUGCAGUUACCAUUGCCGUGGGACUGAAUGUUCUGAUUCGGAGAGCUGAUCAUUUCAGUCCAGCAACACGACUUCUGGUCCAAAAAUUCAUCCCUUUUCCAGCUGUUGCAUGUGCCAAUGUUUGUAAUGUGUUGCUGAUGCGCCACAGUGAGCUGUCUGAAGGCAUCAGUGUGCUGGACGAUCAGGGUAACAUAGUGGCCACUUCUAAGCUGGCAGCGAGACGUGCUGUGUUGGAGACAGCUGUGACCCGCAUAGUCUUGCCCAUGCCUAUCCUGGUGCUGCCACCCAUGCUGGAGAGACUUCCCUUACUGCAGGCGCACCCUCACUUUGUGCUGCCUGUGCACAGCUUGGUGUGUCUCUGUGCAUUCGGUCUAGCUCUGCCCCUUGCCAUCAGUCUGUUUCCCCAGAAUUGCCAGAUUCAUGUAUCUCAGCUUGAGGCGGAGAUAUUCGCAGCGACUGAAUGCAAGAUCCUGACCUACAACAAAGGCCUUUAACCAAUCAAUCAUCUUGGAACUAGGCAAUAAAUGACUCAGGAGACCUUCAUAACAUGACUUGGGUGUGUGUGCUUCUUUGUGUUUGUGGGAGUGGAUUUUAUAUUCAUUUGCAUGUGAAUGACAGGUGCAUUCACAUGCCUGUGCUAAACACGGAUCUAUUUUGCAAUCACCUGCACCACUGUAUAGUCCAGGGCUUUUCUGCCAAAUCAGCAGAAAGUUAGCAUGAGAAUAACCAGAAUG
Messenger RNA from Tachysurus fulvidraco (yellow catfish), 1299 nucleotides. It is a transcript of the gene sfxn5a, whose product is annotated as sideroflexin 5a. Gene Ontology annotation, biological process: mitochondrial transmembrane transport; monoatomic ion transport; citrate transport. The record is from RefSeq and is a predicted model, not a curated record. Gene Ontology annotation, molecular function: monoatomic ion transmembrane transporter activity; citrate transmembrane transporter activity. Lineage: Eukaryota; Metazoa; Chordata; Actinopteri; Siluriformes; Bagridae. Gene Ontology annotation, cellular component: mitochondrial inner membrane.